Messenger RNA from Notodromas monacha, 822 nucleotides. The record is from the annotation of a GenBank genome assembly. Lineage: Eukaryota; Metazoa; Arthropoda; Ostracoda; Podocopida; Cyprididae.
UUUCGCAUCUGCGGACUGGCCAACUUGGAAAAAAUAAUGUUCCCAGAAUUCUCCGACGACGACAAAAGCAAUCCCAAAGAUGAUCUGUUCUUGUCAGAGUUUGCUGCUGUUUUCAGAAACAAGUCGCUGUCACCAAUGCUCCUGGAACUCGUGGACAGCUUCCAGCAAUUCGUGGUGGACUGAAUGACUUUGGAAUUGCUGUUCAAUCAGAUUGACUAUGUUCCAACUGCUGUGGCUGCUGGAGCUGGAGCAAGGGUAGCAAUCUCUGAUCCAGGCACUUUGCCAGAUCCUGCAGAUGCUGGACAUUACAUUCAACCAAACACUGAAACUGAUUUCACCCUCAGUUUGUCCACAAUUUCAAGUCAUUCUGAAAAUUUGCAGGAGAAAUUGUUCAUAAAAUAUGGAACCCUCAUCACUGAGAUGGCUGGCAGCAAUGCAAAAAGCGACGAAGAAAGAAGAAGCAUUUUGUCAAGGGAAUUUGCCAAAGUCAACAUAUAUUUUGAAACUUUGAAGGUGGAAAAAAUUCAGGAGGAAGUCAAAUAUGAUUUCUCAAAAACACUCAGUGACCUUGGAGGAGCCACUGGUCUGUACUUGGGAAUAUGUGUGGUUACUUUUCUGGAAGUGCUGGAACUCUUGAUGUCAAUCUGUGGAUCUCUUCUGAGACCAAAAUGGCUGCACUCAUCAGAAAAGGUUGAAGAUGCUGCUGCUGAAAGAACCAUGGCUGGCAAUAAUGCCAGGUCAACACCACCCUUCUAUCCAAGAAAUCCAUUGGAGAAAUCCUUCAAGAAUUCCUAUGAAUAUCUUCAGUCCCAUCAUAUUUGA